AUGAACGUCGAUGGCAAGGUCUUUGCGGUCACGGGCGCAGGCUCGGGGAUGGGAGCCGCCAUUGUUCGCCUCCUGGCUCGACGGGGCGCGCGCGCCGUGGCCGCCAGCGACAUCUCGGCGAAGGGUCUGGAGGCCAUCAAGGAUUCUAUCGCCCAACUCAAUCUAAAGACUGAGAUUCGGACGACCGUCCUGGACGUCACGUCGUCAUCAGCCGUCGAGGGUUGGAUCCAGGAUACUGUUACAGCCUUCGGAGAUCUGCAUGGCGCUGUGAACUCAGCAGGCUUGCCGCAAACAAUCGGUGUCAGACAAUCCCCGGCCAUUCUGGAAGAAACAGACGAGUCAUGGAAGCAAGUCUGGGGAGUCAAUCUCGACGGGGUCUUCUAUUGUACGCGGGCCCAGAUUCGGGCCAUGAAGGCGUUGGGAACACCCAAUAGCGAUCGCGCGAUCGUGAAUAUUGCCAGUAUGGCUUCGCUGAAACACGACCCGGACGUCUACGCGUACCGGUCCUCCAAAGCUGCCAAUGCGCAUUUCACGCAGAGUGUGGCCAAGGACGUCUCCAAGUUUGGGAUACGGGUCAAUGCCGUGUCUCCGGGAUCAACUGCAACUCCCAUGUUGAGAGAAUUCACUGGAGGGAAAGACGCACAAUUAGAAGAUUGGAAAAGCCGAGGGUGGGAGAUCAUCGAGCCGGACGAUGUCGCCCGCGUGGUUGUUUGGCUCCUUAGUGAGGACUCGAGAUCCGUGUUUGGAGCCAACAUCAACAUUGGGGCAGCGCCACCAUAG
This is a messenger RNA of Fonsecaea multimorphosa CBS 102226, 780 nucleotides long. RefSeq lists its product as uncharacterized. The coding region runs from base 1 to 780 and encodes 259 amino acids. NCBI's taxonomy places the organism in Eukaryota, Fungi, Ascomycota, Eurotiomycetes, Chaetothyriales, Herpotrichiellaceae. The transcript is spliced from 2 exons. Gene Ontology annotation, molecular function: oxidoreductase activity, acting on the CH-OH group of donors, NAD or NADP as acceptor. The record is from RefSeq and is a predicted model, not a curated record.